Messenger RNA from Chironomus riparius, 1949 nucleotides. NCBI's taxonomy places the organism in Eukaryota, Metazoa, Arthropoda, Insecta, Diptera, Chironomidae. The record is from the annotation of a GenBank genome assembly.
AAAUAACAGAUAAAGAGGUAAUUUGUGAUAUUCGUAUCCAGUAAGGCCUACCAUAACAGUUUAUAAAUUAAAUUCUUCUUUUUUAUCUCUCUCCAAAAAACAAGCCGGCAAAUUUAGAACAAAAAUAUAUUAAGAUUAAAAUUUUAAAAUUUAAAGUGUUUGUACGCAGUUAAUAAAGUACACAAUAACAAAUAAAAAUUACAAACAUUUGCUUGUUAUUUUAGUAGUCACAUACAAUAACAACCUUUUUUAGUAUUUUACACUCUAGGUUUUACGAAGUCUAGUGUUUCUAUUCAGUUUUCUUUUGAAAGUCAAAAGGGAAGGAAGUUUAAAAUUGUUCUGUGAAAAUAUGAAUCCGAUUUAUAGAAAAUGUCAUCGAAUUUCCUUCGUGAAUUAUUUUAGAAAUACAUCAACAAUGCCAUUAAAAAAUGACAUAGUGUCUCAUCAUGUCAUAAAAAAUGCAAAAAAGUUCGUUGACAUUCCGCGUAUGAAACGAUGGGAAAUAGUUUUAAGAUUCCUUCCAAAAGGAAAAUACUAUGGAUUAGGAUUAAAUGAAAUGCAUAGAAUGAUCAAUGAAGAGUAUGGGAAUAUAGUUAAAAUGCCAUCGUUAUUUGGAAAACCAGAAAUGAUAUUUUCUUACAACGAUAGUGAUAACGAAACCAUUUUAAGGAAUGAAAGCAAAAAGCCAUACAGAUAUUCGUUUGAACCAAUGAAAUAUUUUCGAGAAAAAAUACGACCUGAUGUCUACGGAGGAGAAUAUGGAAGCAUUGCUUCUGAGCAUGGUGACAGAUGGUAUAAAAUCAGAACACUCGUAAACCCAGUAAUGUUACAACCAAAAAUGGUUCAACGGUAUACAGCAUCAAUAAAUGACAUUACAUUAGAUUUCAUUAAUUACAUACUUACAAGAGAUAUUAGUAAUCAAAUGUCAAAUCGAGAUUUAAAUUUAUGGAGUCUGGAAAGCAUUGCGAAUAUAACUUUGGAUAGACGUCUUGGAUUAUUUAACAACAAUACUAAUGGGGAUGUGGCUGCAGAAAAAAUGAUAGACCUGAUUCGAAGGUUUUUCAUUAUGUGCGUAGACUUUGAAGUUUCACCUUCAAUUUGGAAAUAUUAUCACACAAAAGCUUUUAAAGAAUAUAUAAAUGUCAACAAUGACUUACUUAAUAUUGUUAUGAACUAUAUAGAAGCCACAAUAGAGGAGACAAGAGAAAAUAAAGCAGGAAAAGUAGAAAAUGUAAAUGGAAUUUUCCAACAACUUCUGAAGAUUGAUAAACGUGUUGCAAUCAUUAUGGCAGUUGAUUCAAUGAUAGCUGGAAUUGAUACUACUGCAUCUGCGAUCACCGGCAUCCUUUAUUGUCUUGCUAAAAAUCCCGAGAAGCAAGAAAAAUUACGAGAGGAAAUUUUAAAAACAAUUUUAACUUCCGAAUUAAAUGCCAAAUCACUUUCGAAUCUUCCUUAUUUAAGAGCAUGUAUUAAAGAAGGAAUGCGCUUGUAUCCACCAGUAUCAGGAACAUCGCGAAAAACAGAUGUUGACUUAACACUUUCUAAUUACUUUAUUCCCAAAGGAACCUAUGUUGUUACUUGGCCACAGCUGUUUUAUCGUCUAGAAAACAUUUUCCCACAUUCAAAUAAAUAUUUGCCUGAACGAUGGAUUAAGUCAAAGGAACAAAAAUGUCCUCAAUUAAACCAAUCAACGAAAUUUCAUUUCUUACCUUUUGGCCAUGGUGUUCGUUCGUGUGUUGGUAGAAGAUUUGCAAAUAUAGAGAUGGAAAUUUUGUUAAUAAAUUUAUUAAGACGCUUCAAAAUUGAAUGGAAUGGAGAUGAUUUGCAAAUUCGUAGUGCUUUCGUUAAUAUUCCUUCUGGUAAUGUAAACUUUACACUAUCAAAAUUGUAGAUAAAUUUUUUAAAUUUAUAAAAAAAACUUCAAUUCAUAUUACAUACAAUAAAGUGAA